Molecule: messenger RNA, 2302 nt
Organism: Rana temporaria (common frog)
Lineage: Eukaryota; Metazoa; Chordata; Amphibia; Anura; Ranidae
Product: zinc finger protein 260-like
Exons: 3
Source: RefSeq, a predicted model, not a curated record
GAAGAACCUCAGACUGUGCGGGACGGUGCCGGACCAUCGUAUUCCUCUUAUCCUGAGGAACCUCAGACUGUGAGGAACGGUGCUGUCCUUUCAACAGAUAAGAGUUUGGGGGAGAAGCCAUUUUCCUGUAAUGAGUGCGGAAAAUGUUUUUCACAGAAGUGGCAUCUUUCCGUACAUCAGAGAUCUCACAUGGGGGAGAAGCCAUUUUCCUGUAAUGAGUGCGGGAAAUGUUUUUCAGUGAGCUCCCAUCUUUACAGACAUCACAGAUUGCACACGGGGGAGAAGCCGUAUUCCUGUCCUGAGUGCGGAAAAUGUUUUUCAGAUAAAUCCAAUUUUUAUGCACAUCAGAGAUUGCACACGAGUGAUAAGCCGUAUUCCUGUCCUGAGUGCGGGAAAUGUUUUUCACAGACAUCCAGUCUUUACACACAUCAGAGAUCUCACACGAGGGAGAAGCCGUAUUGCUGUACUGAAUGUGGGAAAAGUUUUAUAUAUGAAUCAAGGCUUGUCAUACAUCGGAGAUCUCACACGGGUGAGAAGCCGUAUUCCUGUCCUGAGUGCGGGAGAUGUUUUUCACAGAAGUGCAGUCUUAACAGACAUCAGCGAUCACACACGGGGGAGAAGUUUUCCUGUGCCGAGUGCGGGAAAUGUUUUCAUUUUCUCUCCAAACUUAAUGUGCAUAAAAGAACCCACACGGGGGAGAAGCCGUAUUCUUGUCCUGAGUGCGGAAAAUGUUUUUCACAGAAGUCCAAUCUUUACACACAUCAGAGAUUGCACAUUGGUGAAAAGCCAUAUUGCUGUCCUGAGUGCGGGAAAUGUUUUGUACAAAAAUCAGACCUGGCCUCGCAUCAGAUGUCUCACACGGGGGAGAAGCCGUAUUGCUGUACUGAUUGUGGAAAAUGUUUUAUACAAAAUUCAGAUCUGGUCAGACAUCAGAGGUCCCACACAGGGGAAAAGCCAUAUGCCUGUCUUGAGUGUGGAAAAUGCUUUUCAGAUAAGUCCAACCUUUGCCAACAUCAGAGAUUGCACACGGGCGAAAAGCCUUAUUCCUGUCCUGAGUGCGGGAAAUGUUUUUCACAGCAGUCCAUUCUUUACAGACAUCAGAAAUCUCACACAGGAGAGAAGCCGUAUUCCUGCCCUGAGUGCGGGAAACAUUUUGUUCAAAAAUCUGAUCUUUUCGCACAUCAGAGGUCUCACACGGGUGAGAAGCCGUAUUCCUGUGCUGAGUGCGGGAAAUGUUUUGUACAAAAAUCUGAUCUUGUCAGACAUCAGAGGUCCCACACAGGGGAAAAGCCUUACUCCUGUCCUGAGUGCGGAAAAUGUUUUUCAGAUAAGUCCUAUCUUUCCCAGCAUCAGAGAUUGCACACGGGGGAGAAGCCGUAUUCUUGUGCUGAGUGUGGGAAAUGUUUCUCAUUGAAGUCCAAUCUUUACAGCCAUCAGAGAUUGCACACGGGGGAGAAGCCGUAUUCCUGUCCUGAGUGCGGGAAAUGUUUUUCAUUAAAGUCCACUCUUUCCAAACAUCAGAGAAUGCACACGGGGGAGAAGCCGUAUUCCUGUCCUGAGUGCGGGAAAUGUUUUUCAGUAAAGUGCAGUCUUUCUAAACAUCAGAGAUUGCACACAGGGGAGAAGCCGUAUUCCUGUCCUGAGUGCGGGAAAUGUUUUUCAGAAAAGGCCAAUCUUUACACACAUCAGAGAAUGCACACAGGGGAGAAGCCGUAUUCCUGUCCUGAGUGCGGCAAAUGUUUUUCAAUGAUGUCCAAUCUUUACACACAUCAGAGAUUGCACACGGGGGCGAAGCCAUAUUCCUGUCCUGAGUGUGGGAAAUGUUUUUCCGUAAAGUCCAGGCUUUUCGCACAUCAGAAAACGCACACUGGGGAGAAGCCAUUUUCCUGUCCUGAGUGUGGGAAAUGUUUUUCCGUAAAGUCCACUCUUUUCACACAUCAGAGAUUGCACACCGGGGAGAAGCCAUAUUCCUGUCCUGAGUGUGGGAAAUGUUUUUCCGUAAAGUCCAGGCUUUUCACACAUCAGAGAUCGCACACCGGGGAGAAGCCAUAUUCCUGUCCUGAGUGUGGGAAAUGUUUUCAAACUAAGUCCAGUCUUAACAUACAUUUGACAUCUCACACGAAGGUAGAGCCACGUUCCUCUUCUGAUUGGAGGAAGUGUAACCCACAGAAGUCCUCUGUUUACAGUCAUCUGAGAUUGGACACGGAGGAGAAUGAACUUUCCUGGUCUGAGUGAGGGAAUUGUUCCUCACUGAAGUCCCGUCUUCCUGUACAUCAGGGGUCCCACACAACCCUCGAGGUGU